AUGGCGGGGUCGGCAGCAGCGGCGUUGCUGGGCCGCCAGCUCAAGCAGAUGCAGACGGACAAGGACAUUCCGGGCAUAAGUUGCGGGCUGGGCGACGACAACAACAUCUUUGAGUGGGAGGUGAUGCUCAUGAUCUCCGACGAGUGCAAGUUCUACGGAGGUGUAGCUCGUCUUUCGUUUCCGCCGGAAUAUCCCCAUCUUCCCCCCAAGAUGAAGUUUGAAAACUCCAUCUUCCACCCAAACAGUGCGUUUUCCUCCUUCUUCCUUCCACACAAACACUCACUGAUCCUCUCGCCUCUAGUCUACCCCAACGGCGAAGUGUGCAUCUCGAUCCUGCACCCGCCGGAAGAGGACAAGUACGGCUACGAAUCCGCCGCCGAGCGCUGGUCCCCCGUCCAGACCCCCGAGACGAUCCUGCUAUCGGUGAUCAGCAUGCUGAGCAGUCCAAACGACGAGAGUCCGGCGAAUGUGGAGGCGGCAAGGUUGUGGAGGGAGGACCCGAAGGAGUUUAAGAAGCGGGUGCGGCAGUGUGUGCGGGAGAGUUUGGGGGAGGAGUAG
Molecule: messenger RNA, 558 nt
Organism: Uncinocarpus reesii 1704
Lineage: Eukaryota; Fungi; Ascomycota; Eurotiomycetes; Onygenales; Onygenaceae
Product: ubiquitin-conjugating enzyme E2 15
Exons: 2
Coding region: 1-558 (185 amino acids)
Cellular component (GO): endoplasmic reticulum; cytosol
Source: RefSeq, a predicted model, not a curated record